This is a messenger RNA of Pneumocystis carinii B80, 798 nucleotides long. RefSeq lists its product as hypothetical. The record is from RefSeq and is a predicted model, not a curated record. Gene Ontology annotation, cellular component: catalytic step 2 spliceosome. The coding region runs from base 35 to 658 and encodes 207 amino acids. Lineage: Eukaryota; Fungi; Ascomycota; Pneumocystomycetes; Pneumocystales; Pneumocystaceae. The transcript has 4 exons.
GGACUUAGUCUUGAGACAUUAUAACUCGGUUUUCAUGGAGUCAGAGAUGAUAGUUGAAUCGGUGGUGUCUUUACCUGAGCAAGAGAGGGUUGAUAGCCAGGAAGAAAGAUUAGAUAGACGGGAACGUCUACAGAGGAUGGGAGAUGAUGAGCAGAAACGUGGACAACGUUUUUUUGGGACGUUAAUGGGGACGCUGGGAAAGUUUCAAAAAGAGUCAGUUUUUCUCCAAGAAAAGAAUGCUAAAAGGGCGGAAAUUGAAGCGAGACUUGCAGAAUGUAUGCGUAAAGAGAAGGAGGAGGUUGAGGAGCGAGUUAGAAUUGAAAAAGAUGAAAAACAACGAGCAGCAGAAAGAAUACGUAAAGCGAGUUUAAGGGAGUUUGAGAAGCUUUCGUUGGAAACGUAUUAUAAAAAUAAGAUUGCAUCAGCGCGUGCUUUAAAAACGACUACAUUACCGGUAUUAUUUUAUCAGCCGUGGAAACUUUCAUCUAAGGAGGAAGAAAGGGCUAAAUUUCGAGUUGAGGAGUUAGAACGCAAAUAUCAACAAGAAUUAAAGGAAUUAGAGGAGCGUUUAUCAUGUGAGGAUAGUGUAUAUAUAAAGGAAGUGGAUGUAUCUAUGUCAACUCAAGAAACAUGUGAAAUAAAUGUGGAUACGGGGUAAAAAUGAGUCGGAUGUAUGUGAUAGGAAGUAGUGUGGGGGGUAUAAUGGGAUGAAAUGGGAUAAGAAUGUUUAAUUUUUGGCAUUUUUAUUUAUUUAACAAGAAUUCAUAUUUUUGUCAAAAAAAAAGAAUUUUAAAGGAA